Molecule: messenger RNA, 1068 nt
Organism: Maudiozyma saulgeensis
Lineage: Eukaryota; Fungi; Ascomycota; Saccharomycetes; Saccharomycetales; Saccharomycetaceae
Source: the annotation of a GenBank genome assembly
AUGUCCUAUAGCAACAAAGAAAUCUCUUCUUUAAUCGUUGAUUUCCUAAACAACGCCAUUAGCCAAAAGGCCGUUUCAGAUGACAAUGCUGAUUCUCUGAACGUUGCCAUUGACUGUAUCACUGAAGCAUUUGAAUUUGACAGAGACGAUGUUAAAUCUAUUAUUGAUUCCAAAUUUAACGGUAAAUCGUUGGCUGAGCUUCUAGCUUCUGGUUCAAACUCAACUGAUUCAGGUAAUGCCCAAAAUGUUAAAGUUAACAUUCCUGCUGAAGAUGCUGAAAUCAAAACCAAGGCUGAAUCCCUUAAAUUGGAAGGUAACAAAGCCAUGGCUGGUAGGGAUUUCUCAUUAGCUAUUGAAAAAUACAGUGAAGCUAUUCAAACAUUACCAACUAAUGCUAUCUAUUAUGCUAACAGAGCUGCUGCCCAUUCUUCUUUAAAGCAAUAUAAUGAAGCUAUUCAAGAUGCCGAAGAAGCUAUUAAGAUCGACCCUGCUUACUCUAAGGGUUACUCUAGACUUGGUUUUGCCAAAUACGCUCAAGGGAAACCAGAAGAAGCACUAGAAGCUUACAAACAAGUAUUAGAUAUUGAAGGUGAUAAGGCCACCGAUGUAAUGAAGAGAGAUUAUGAAACAGCCAAGAAGAAGGUUGAACAAUCCUUGAAUCUAGAAAAGACAACACAAGUUGAAACAACCGAAAAUAGAGAUGCUCCAGAGGCUACUUCUGACAAUGCUGAAGGUGCUGCUAACCCAUUCGCUGGUGGUAUGCCAGAUAUGGCUUCAAUGCUAGGUGGUGGUCUAGGUGGUGGUCUAGGUGGUUUAUUAAACAACCCACAAUUAAUGCAAGCAGCACAACAAAUGAUGAGUGAUCCAAAUGCUAUGCAAAAAGUACAAUCUAUGAUGCAAAACCCUGCCGUUAGACAAAUGGCAGAAAAUUUCUCCGGUGGUAAUGGUGGUAUGCCAAACUUGGAUGAUUUGAUGAAUAACCCAGCUAUCAGAGACAUGGCUGGUAGUCUGUUUGGUGGUGCUAAUGGUGGUAACCAAAGUCCUGCCAAAGAAGACGAGCAAAAAUAG